UCCUCGUCCCCCCCCCCUCUCUCUCACCAAGUCGUUCGUCACGCAGAGGACCCGGCCGCUCGCGAGAGGCGAGGCGAGCAAUCGAAAGCCGGAAGGAAGCCACACCCCUCUUCCAAAACCAAACCGAAAAGGGCAAAAAAAAAAAUAUUGGAAGAGGAAAGAAAAAAAAGGAACCCAACACAAGCAGGCCCAGCGGCGCAUCACAGGGGGGAGGCAACGAAGCAGGCAGGGGAGGGCAAACGGGGGAACCAACCCUAGUCAACAGCCGCCGCCGCCGCCGCCCUCGCCCGGCUGGAUCUGGCCGCCGCCGCAGCUGACGCCCGACGAUCGCCUGGGUCUGCCUGGAUGCUGAGAUCCUGUGUCACUAGAAUCCAAAUUCUUGAGAUGGGUAGGAAGUGGACAACAAGAGAAGGAAACGCUCUGGUUCAGAACAUGAAAAGAAUCCAGCGGAGAAUGAUAUUCAGAUAUUUUACUGGUUCAGCUAGCUGAAAGGUUCAAGCUAUAUGCAUUUACACAUGACAUGGGUUCUCGUGGAAGGAUGUUAUUUGACCUUAACGAACUCCCAGCAGACGCUGAUGAAGAAGCUGCUGGUGUCGUGCCACAAGAACCUGCUGCUGUCAUACCACAAGAAGCUGCUGUUUCCGUGUCACAAGAAGCUGCUAUUGUCGUGUCACAACCUCAGAAAUCCCUUCCUGUUCCGACAAUGCAUGCCCCAACUCUGUUUCAGCCAGGGGAAGGAUCACAGUCACAGGGGAUACUGAAUAAUAAUGCCUUUAAGCACGCAUCCAUUGGUUCCGGUUUUCAACCUUUUGUGAGGAACAGAGAUUCAAAUAACACAAAGGAGUCGAGGAAGGAGGAAGAUAAUAUGAAUUCCAGUAUAGCAUGUUCGUCCAUGGUAGCUAAUCACAUCACUGAUAAUACUGCUCCAAAGACGGAGCCUCGCAAUCAGGUGUCACAAGUAGUUGAAAGAGAAGAAGGAGAAUGGUCUGAUGCAGAUGUUAUUUCUGAAAAUGCAGGGAGUAAUGUUAGCAACAAAGAUGAGUCGGUUGGAACUGCAAGUACUCAUAUGAAGAAAGAAUCCCAAGACAGUGAGCCCCAUCUCAUUAAAUCUGGUGAUGUGACUAAAGAUGAUACUGCUGCUGAGUGUAGUGAUGCUGAAAUGGCUGAUGCGUCUAAAGAUCACGUUCUUCGUGGUACCACAGGAUCAGAGAGCACGCAAAAUUUGGAAUGUAAAGGAAAUCAACCUGGAGAUGAUUUAGAUGCUUGCAACAGGUCAAAGGAUGUUAAAGGAGUGGAAGCCAAUUAUGCAUUGAAGUUUGCGAGCAACCCUGCAAAGAGACCCAAGUUAAAUGAACACAAGGAGGCAAUGCUAGGUAAAAAACGAGCCAGGCAAACUGUCUUCAUCAAUGUAGAAGAUGCGAAACAAGCCGGUACAAUGAAGACCUCGACACCAAGGAGGCAGUCAUCCUUUCCAGCACCAAUUGUCACACGUACUGUGAAGGAAGCUUCUCGUGCUGCUGGUGAAAAAGCCGCAGAAAAGCAAAAUCAGCAAGCAAUCAGGGAGAGGCAAUCUGAAAUGAUGGGUUCAGAACGAAGCAAUUCUGCAGAUCCUAGUGACCAACAUGCUGAAUCUAAUGGUGAUGCUGAGAUGGAUCCUCAGGGCCGGUCAAAGAAAAUGAAUGCAGAAGAACCUUCCUCAGAUGGAUAUCAACAGCCUGUCCAAAGACAAGCUUCAUUGAAGCAAUCCAUGGACUUGAAGCAACCAAAGGGCCGACCAUUCUCGUCUCAACGGACUGCUGCAACAGGACAAAAUACUGCUGAUCAGAAGCCAGCCAGCAAAAGGUCUAUUAUUUCCAAAAAGCAAACUUUUGCAAACAAUAUGCAAUAUCAGGACUCAUCUGUUGAGCGAUUAAUAAGGGAGGUGACGAGCGACAAGUUCUGGCACAAUCCAGAGGAGGCAGAACUUGAGUGUGUUCCUGGAAGCUUUGAAUCUGCUGAGGAGUACAUUAGAGUUUUUGAGCCUUUGCUUUUUGAGGAAUGCAGAGCUCAGCUUUAUAGUUCGUAUGAGGAGAGUCUUGAAGCUGUGGGAAGGGAUGCACAUGUAGCAGUACGAGUGAAAAUCGUGGAUAGACGUGAAAGAGGAUGGUAUGAUGUCAUUGUUCUACCGAUGCAUGAAUAUAAAUGGAAUUUCAAAGAGGGUGAUGUCGCUAUUCUGUCAUUCCCGCGGCCUGGUUCAGCUGCUCAAUCAGGUCGGUCUAGUAGGAGGGCUGUUGGUUCAAAUGAAGAUGCUGAAUCAGAAUGUGGACGACUUGUUGGUACUGUUAGGCGCCAUAUGCCUAUUGAUACACGUGAUCCAAUUGGAGCUAUUAUCCAUUUUUAUGUUGGAGAUUCAUUUGAUUCUAACAGUGAGUCUAAUGUCCUGAGAAAACUCCAACCUCGGAGUACUUGGUAUCUAACUGGACUAGGUUCUCUUGCAACAACACAAAGGGAAUAUGUUGCUUUGCAUGCGUUCCGCCGUCUGAACGUGCAGAUGCAAAAUGCAAUACUUCAACCGAGUCCAGAGCAUUUCCCGAAGUAUGAAGAGCAGCCACCUGCCAUGCCAGACUGCUUCACUCCAAAUUUUGCUGAUCACCUCCACCGUAGUUUCAAUGGGCCUCAACUGUCGGCGAUUCACUGGGCUGCAACGCAUACAGCUGCAGGCACAAGCAAUGGUGUCGUGAAGAAACAAGAACCCUGGCCUUUCACAUUGGUACAAGGUCCUCCUGGGACAGGGAAAACUCAUACUGUGUGGGGGAUGCUAAAUGUUAUCCAUCUUGUUCAGUAUCAACAUUACUACGCUGCUUUGCUGAAGAAACUUGCUCCUGAAAGUUACAAACAAGUUAGUGGUAGUACUAGUACCAGCUCGGAGGCUGUUGCUGCAGGGUCAAUUGAUGAACUUUUGCAGAGCAUGGAUCAGAACCUAUUUCGCACUCUUCCCAAGCUUUGCCCUAAGCCUCGGAUGCUUGUUUGUGCCCCAUCAAAUGCUGCUACAGAUGAGCUGCUUUCUCGUGUUCUUGACCGCGGUUUUAUAGAUGGUGAGAUGAAGGUCUACCGCCCUGAUGUUGCUCGUGUUGGAGUUGAUUCACAGUCUCGUGCUGCCCAAGCUGUUUCAGUUGAAAGGAGGACGGAUCAGCUUUUAAUGAAGGGCCGUGAUGAAGUAAUUGGGUGGCUACAUCAGCUAAAAGGCCGUGAGCAGCAGCUGUCACAAGAGAUUGCUUAUCUUCAAAGGGAACUCAAUAUGGUUGCAGCAGCUGGUAGGUCCCAGGGUUCAGUAGGGGUAGAUCCUGAUGUUCUUGCUCAAAGGGACCGCAACCGUGAUAUUCUACUUCAGAAACUUGCUGCGUCAGUUGAAAGUAGGGAUAAAGUACUGGUGGAGAUGUCAAGGCUGCUGAUAUUAGAAAGCAGGUUCCGUGUUGGAAGCAACUUCAAUAUGGAAGAUGCUAGGGCUAGUCUGGAAGCCAGUUUUGCCAAUGAAGCUGAGAUUGUUUUUACAACAGUAUCAAGCAGUGGGCGUAAGUUAUUUUCUCGCCUAACUCAUGGCUUUGAUAUGGUUGUUAUUGAUGAGGCUGCUCAGGCUAGUGAAGUAGGAGUCCUUCCUCCAUUGGCACUUGGUGCAGCUAGAUGUGUCCUGGUUGGUGACCCACAGCAACUUCCUGCUACUGUUAUUAGCAAAGCAGCUGGAACGUUGCUUUACAGUAGGAGUCUUUUCGAGAGGUUUCAGCAGGCUGGUUGUCCUACCAUUUUGCUGUCAGUGCAAUACAGGAUGCAUCCCCAGAUCCGUGAAUUUCCAUCAAGAUACUUUUAUCAAGGUCGCCUUACAGAUAGUGAGAGUGUUGUCAAAUUACCUGAUGAAGCCUAUUACAGAGAUGCACUUAUGGCACCUUAUAUCUUUUACGACAUGUCACAUGGCCGCGAGUCUCAUAGGGGUGGGUCAUCUUCGUACCAGAAUAUCCAUGAAGCACAAUUUGCAUUGCGUUUAUAUGAGCAUCUUCAGAAGUUCCUGAAAGCAAAUGGUGGCAAGAAAGUAUCUGUUGGUAUAAUCACACCAUAUAAGUUGCAGUUGAAAUGCCUUCAGCGGGAAUUCAGGGAGGUUAUGAAUACCGAGGAAGGGAAGGAUAUCUACAUAAAUACAGUCGAUGCUUUUCAAGGCCAGGAGCGUGAUGUCAUUAUUAUGUCAUGUGUCCGUGCUUCAAACCAUGGUGUGGGUUUUGUUGCUGAUAUACGCCGUAUGAAUGUAGCUCUAACGCGAGCUAGGAGAGCUCUGUGGGUUGUUGGUAAUGCCAAUGCUCUCAUGCAGUCUGAGGACUGGGCGGCUCUGAUAGCGGAUGCGAAGGACAGGAAAUGUUUCAUGGACCUGGAUAGCAUUCCAAAGGACUUCCUACCCAUGAAGGCUCCUUCUAACACCCCAGGCAGGAAUUCUUCCAACAACAUACGUAACAUGAGGACUGGUGGUCCAAGACCAAGACAUUUGGACAUGUUUCCAGAACCCAGGGCUGGCAUGAACAACAGGCCUGAUGAAGAUGAGCGUCCCAAUUCUGUUCCAAGAAAUGGCAGUUACAGGAAUUUGGAUGAUUUUGGGCGACCUGGUGACCGCCCCAGGGAUAAUAUGCAGUUUGGAGUUCCCAGGAGACCAAAUUCAUCUAAUGGUAGGAGAGAAGUGUAAGGAGAAUGCAUUACUAUCUAUGGCUUUGGAACAACAUGGAACAAUGAUGAACAGCUCCGGGACAAAGUCCUGAUGCAGCAAGAUGCCGAUGCCUGUUCAGGAGAUCUCUUGCUUGUGCAUUAGAUUCCUUGCACCCUAUGGUGGGGUUAUCGCAAGCAAGCAUUGCUAUCAGCAGAUGACAAGCGGAUCCACCAUGAAAUGUGGCUUCCAGUCAAUGGGUCAAGAUGCUGUCAUGCUGGAUGGUUGAAGGCUCAUGAUGUCAGGUUGUGAUAAAGAAUGGCUGCUGUAGCCCUCAGUGUUCUGGAGCUAUGCAGGAACUUCUUUCUUAGAACUAGGCUGUCAGCUGGAGUGAUUAUGUCUUGACAUUGCAAUCCUUGCUUUAGCCGGGUCCAUCUUCUUUCCGUAGAUAUAUACAUGCAUGGGCAUUGUCCAUUUUGAAAAAUGCCAGGAGAAAGCUCACUGGCUCUAGAGCAGGGUAGGUUUCAAGCAUUGUUGCCUGAUUGCUUCUGCGAUCGUUGCAUGCUUGAUAUGUCUGGUAGGAUCAGUAUGCUAACAUAGGCAGGGCUUCUGUACCAUAUGACAUAAGCUCUUUCUGUAUACAGGGUCGGGAUCUAGAGAAAAAAAAAAGUUCAUUAUUUGAUUCAGCUCAUGUAGUCACCUGUAGUUCCUUGUUCCAAAUAUGGUUGGUUUAAAGUUCUGUGCAUAUUGUCGAAAAAUGUUCCCAUGUUUCAUGUUUGCAGUAGUGAUUUACCAGAUUUUUCAUUGUCAAUGUCAUGUUUCUUGUGCUUAUAUGUUGAUCUGUGGUUUAGUUUAUGCCAUUUGCAGUGAUAUGAAUAUGAUACUGCCCUGCUGAUGUUUAUG
This is a messenger RNA of Panicum hallii, 5563 nucleotides long. Its product is annotated as probable helicase DDB_G0274399. The record is from RefSeq and is a predicted model, not a curated record. NCBI's taxonomy places the organism in Eukaryota, Viridiplantae, Streptophyta, Magnoliopsida, Poales, Poaceae. Gene Ontology annotation, molecular function: helicase activity. The transcript is spliced from 9 exons. The coding region runs from base 521 to 4702 and encodes 1393 amino acids.